GGAUCGCAUCCACACUCUCCCCCCCCCUCGUCGUCGUUGAAGUUGGGUCCAGUCCGAUAGCUACUUCCAACUUUUACUUGAAGUCUUCGCCGAGGGCCUUUAGGUCUUUGUCAUUCUCGUGCCCCGUUGCCGCGCUUGACUCGCUUGUUUGCUUCUUUCGCAUCUGACGAACCCGAAAGUGUAUAAACUGAACUGCUGUCCCGAGAGACUUCUGGAGUUGGAUCCUCGCAGUCUCUUGACCCUGGGAACGACUAUAUCUGUUUACGGCCACCUGGUGCCCGCCGAUCUGGACAAUAUUUGAACCUCAUCAUUUUACUGCUUGGUCGCGACAACAUGUUAAUCCAAUGGGCCAAAGUGGCUUUCUUGGUCACGGCUGCCUCCGCUGCCGAACAGUCCUUCUCAUUCCUACCUCGUCACCUGGGGAAAGAUGAUCCGGUUAUCGUCAAAGGACGAGACUACGUCUUCAACGUGACGUUAUUCGAUGAGAUGAUGAACGCUAUCGAUGUCAUGCAAGAAGUCUAUUUCCAGCCAUGGGUUGGCACAUGGCCCUCUGCUAUCGACUGGACCGCUGCUGUCUUGGGGACACACAUUGCCGGUACCCUUGAAACUCUACAUCGAAGCCUCGAGAUAGCGGCGUCAAGGGGGAUCGAAAUCUCAGAGGGGUGGUCAGCUACGGAGAACACAAUCUCUCUUUACUUCUCCCAGUUGAUCGGCUUUUACUUCGGCCAGAACAUUUUUGCACUCCGCCAGGAAGCUUUUGAUGACAUGCUCUGGGUUGUAUUGGGCUGGCUCGAUACCACUAAGUUUGUUGAGGGAUAUAGCAGUGCAUCCAGCCGGCCGCUGUCAGACUUUGGUGACGGCAAUGGUGUUGAGUUUCCAACAGAAACGUUACGGAAUCGUACCUGGCACGGGACUUUGUGGACUCCGGCGUUUGCUCACCGAGCGAGGAUAUUUUGGGAGCUGGCAGCCGCCGGCUGGGAUACGACACUAUGCGGCGGAGGGAUGAACUGGAACCCUCGAUUGCUGCCGUAUAAAAACGCCAUUACCAAUGAGUUAUUUAUCGCCGCAUCGGUGAUGAUGUACCUCCAUUUCCCUGGGGACGAGAACAACUCACCUUUCAUCUCUUCUGAGCACAGCCAGCAGCCCAGGUCUCCUCCCAAUCAUUCAACAGACAAGAAAUGGUACCCACACGAUCCCAAGUACCUCGCCGCCGCGCUGGACGCCUACAGCUGGUUGCUUUCCUCCAACAUGACUAACGACCUCGGCCUCUACGCCGACGGCUUCCACAUCUCCGGCUACUCCUCUGGCAGCAACAAUACCAAGUGCGACGAGCGCGACGAGAUGUUGUACACCUACAACCAAGGCGUCCUUCUCACCGGGCAGCGGAGCCUCUUCAGCGUUGAUCCUGAUCCAUCCUACCUAAAGGCAGGCCACACGCUCAUCCAAAACGUCAUCCGAGCGACCGGCUGGGACCUGGCGCGGGACUCUCCAGUUGAUGACCUCGACAACCUCAAGCCAGGCGAGCUUCCGCCCUGGCGCGGCUUGGGCCGGGCGGGUAUCCUUGAAGAGGUCUGCGAUGCGAAGGGUGAGUGCUCGCAGGAUGCGCAGACUUUCAAGGGGAUUUGGAUGCACCAUUUUACUGCGUUUUGUUCACCCAUUUCCCAACCACAACUACCUCUACGCCACACAACAAAGACAAGUACAGCACCACCUCCCGGUCCUGACCUCUGGAAAAGCAUAGCAAAAGCGCACUCAGCAGCUUGCCUACAGUAUUCCGGCUGGCUGAAGCACAACGCGCAUGCGGCAGCGCGGACCAGGGACAGCCAAGGCAAGUUUGGUAUGUGGUGGACAGCUGGUUUGCUGAACAUCAAGACAUCUGAGCUCCGUCUUGGGCGAAAUUCGUUGGCUCCUAUGGAGGGAGUGACUGAUUAUCGGAAUCAAGGGGUCCCGCAGACUUCUGAGUGGGUUCCGGCAGGAAGAUUGCUGCAUGGAGGCGGAGGCGGAGGGGCAGGAGGUCCAACAGUGGUUUAUAAAGAUCGGGACAGCAAUGUGCAGCGUCCGUUGACUGGAAGCUGUCAGUUGAGUAAAGGGUCGGAAAAGACGGGUCUUAACGUGGCUGAGGAGUGUAGCCGGAAAGUGGUGGAUGAUAAUGAUCCGAAUACUCGCGGUAGGGGCAGGACGGUGGAAACACAAAGCGGAGGGUUGGCGGUAUUGAGAGCGUUGUGGGAGCUUUCUGUACAGGGUGAGUAG
This is a messenger RNA of Neurospora crassa OR74A, 2250 nucleotides long. Its product is annotated as glycosyl hydrolase. The transcript is spliced from 2 exons. Bases 334 to 2250 code for a protein of 638 amino acids. Gene Ontology annotation, biological process: carbohydrate metabolic process. Lineage: Eukaryota; Fungi; Ascomycota; Sordariomycetes; Sordariales; Sordariaceae. The record is from RefSeq and is a predicted model, not a curated record.